AUGUUAGCAAUGGCCUCUACCCGCGCCGCCUUUCGGCAUCGCGCGCCCAGCCGGAGAGCUGUCAGCAUGUUCGUCAAGCCUGCUAAGACGCCCGUCACUUCUGUUCUCCAAGUCUCCGAUGAGGUCAGAGAAGCUCUCCAUGGUGCCAGAAAGAGACCUGUCGUGGCAUUGGAGACUACCAUCUACACUCACGGCUUUCCUUAUCCCGACAACGUGGCUCUGGCUUCUCACCUUGAGAGCAUUGUGCGCACUAUGGGAGGCGUUCCCGCCACCAUCGGUAUCCUGGAUGGUGUCGCCCGCGUCGGACUAGACCCUGAGGAGCUUAUCAGGAUAGCUGCUUCGGCUGGCAAAGAGGACACUCUUAAGGUCUCGCGCCGUGAUCUGGCUUACGCCUGCGGCCUGAGACUCCUACACCCUGAUCAGGGCAAGUUCACCGGUGGUACCACCGUGGCAGGAACUAUGAUCUUGGCCCAUCUUGCCGGAAUCAAGGUCUUCGGCACGGGCGGUCUUGGUGGUGUCCACCGCGGCGGCGAGAAUACGAUGGACAUCUCUGCCGAUCUGACUGAGCUUGGAAGAACACCAGUUGCUGUUGUUAGCAGUGGAUGCAAGAGCUUUUUGGAUAUUCCCCGCACUCUUGAGUAUCUCGAGACCCAAGGUGUUGCUGUUGCUACCUUCGCCGACGGCCGGGCUGGCUCUGUAGACUUCCCCGCCUUUUGGUCAAGGGAAAGCGGUGUCAAGAGUCCGUCUGUCGUGCAGAACGAGAAAGAGGCUGCUGCUAUGAUCUAUGCCCAACACUCUCUGGGUCUGACCUCCGGUAUCAGCUUUGCCAACCCCAUCCCCGCUUCUGCGUCGAUUGCCAAGGAGGAAAUCAACGGGAUCAUUGAGCAGGCUGUCGCCGAAGCCGAAGCGCUCGGCAUCACCGGUGCUCGCAACACUCCUUUCAUCUUGAGCAAGAUCAAGGAGCUUACCAAGGGCAAGUCCGUGCCGGCUAACAGGGCGCUGAUUGCCUCCAACGUGGAGCGUGCCACCAACGUCGCAAAGGAGCUUCUAGCGCUGGAGGAAGAGAUGAAGGGCGAAAGCUCGGCGAAGAACUACAAUAUACCCGCAUCGUACACACAGCCCUCAUCCUCUGCUCAGGCGAGCAACCCGGCUGCAAAGCCGCAACAGGCUGCUGCGCCAACUGACCAAGAGCAAGUAGACGUUGUCGUGACAGGAGCGGUGGCAGUUGACUUUGCGUGCAACUACAUCCCGCCGCCAAACGCCACCUCCGGAUCCGUGAUAUCCCCACAACCCCACACCUCCAACCAAGCCUCGAUCCAGCAGACCCUCGGCGGUGUCGCUCACAACAUCGCACGCGCAGCCCACCUCGCCGGCAGCUCCGUCCGCCUCUGCAGCGCAGUCGGCGACGACGUAAUGGGCCGCGUGGCGCAGGACCUCCUCGAGCGCUCCGGCCUGCCCACCACGAGCAUCAUCACCCGCCCGGACGCCCGCACCGGCCAGUACGUCGCCGUCAACGACGCCCACAACAACCUCACCCUCGGCAUGGCCGACAUGGACAUCAUCCAAUCCACCGCGGCCACGCCCUCCACCGUCCAGACCCUCUUCAACGCGCCCCUCCCCGCCCUCCGCCCGCGCUGGCUCGUCGCCGACGCCAACUGGUCCCCCCAGACCCUCCACGCCUGGCUCCGCGCCGCCAAAUCCGCCGGCGCCCUCACAGCCUUCGAGCCCGUCUCAGCCGCCAAAUCCGCGCGCCUCUUCUCCCCACUCCCCCCGACCACCACCUCCACCUCCACCUUCCCGCUCUUCCCCCACCCCCUCGUCGACCUCACCACCCCCAACGCCCUCGAACUCGACACCAUGUGGCGCGCCGCCCGCGCCGCCGAGCUGCUCGCCACGCCCCCCCACUGGGCCGUCGCCAACGCCUUCAACCUGCCCCAGGGCGGCGCGUCGCCGCUCCUCGCGCGCGCCGCCUCGCCCGACCUCGUCCGCCGCGGCGUGCCGCAGCAGGCGCUGCAGCUGCUGCCGCUCGUGCCCGCCAUCCUCACCACGCUGGGCGCCGAGGGCGUGCUGCUGACGAUGCUACUGCGGCGCGGCGACGCGCGGCUGAGGGACCCCGAGGCCGCGGCGUGGAUCUUGUCGCGCGGGGUUGAGGGUGGUGGUGUGGAGGGUGGAUCGGAGGCCGAGGAUGCGGGGGUGGAUGUCGGAGGCGUGUAUAUGCGGCUGUUUGAGCCGGAGGAGGUGCUGGGCGAGGGGGAGGUGAUCAGCGUGAACGGGGUGGGGGAUACGUUUACGGGAGUGCUGGUGAGCGGGUUGAGUCGCGGCAUGCGGAUCGAGGAUGUGGUGCCUGUGGCGCAGAGGGCGGCGGGGCUGAGUUUGAGGAGCGAGAAGGCGGUGAGCGACGAGGUGGCGAGGGUGAAGGAGUUGUUGGAUUAUUAG
Messenger RNA from Diplodia corticola, 2436 nucleotides. RefSeq lists its product as uncharacterized. NCBI's taxonomy places the organism in Eukaryota, Fungi, Ascomycota, Dothideomycetes, Botryosphaeriales, Botryosphaeriaceae. Gene Ontology annotation, molecular function: pseudouridylate synthase activity. The transcript has 5 exons. Bases 1 to 2436 code for a protein of 811 amino acids. The record is from RefSeq and is a predicted model, not a curated record.